AUGCCCGCUGUCAUGGACGAUCCGACAAGCCCCACCAUCUACCGGGUCUCCGGCCAGCCUCCAUUCCCGGAUCCGAGCAACCCCGGAUUGCCUGACGAUAUUGUUCCUCGUCAAGUGACAUUACGAGAUCGCCAGACAGUUGCGACGAUUGUGCCUUUUGUCUCGCGGCACCAGCUGCCCGCGUCGCUGUUGGUCUACCUGUGCGACCAGCUGAACCGCGAGAUAGAAGGAGGCGAUACGUACCCCAUGAUGGAACCAUUUACAGUUGACGGCUUUGCAGACUACUGGUUCCAGACCUUUGGGGCGGUCAUGCUGAUGGGAAAUAUUGACAGUGCAGAGGAUGUGAUGAACAGCAAGGACUGGGCGAAAGAGUGUCUCGGAAGCUUCUUCAUCAAACCCAAUUAUCCUGGUCGGAGCAGCCAUAUAUGUAAUGCCAGUUUCAUUACAACAGACGCAUCCCGUAAUCGUGGUGUGGGACGACUCAUGGGUGAAGCAUACAUUGAUUGGGCCCCGAGACUUGGUUACACAUACAGCGUCUUUAAUUUGGUGUACGAAACCAACGUCGCGUCAUGUCGCAUCUGGGACGCACUUGGGUUCAAACGCAUUGGCCGCAUAAAAGCAUGUGGCAACCUCCGAAGUCACCCAGAUAGACUUAUUGACGCCAUAAUAUACGGCCGAGACCUAGCUCCGGGAGAAAGCGAAGAACUCGUCAGCGAGGAACGCUUCGACAAGAUUCGAUUCUACCUCAAGUACGGUAAAUAUCCGAAUGGGGCGGACCGUGCUGAAAAGAGCAGGCUACGGAGCGCAGCAACACAUUAUAAGCUCCUUGAAGGCGACAAGCUGAUGCUCAAGGACAAGGAGGUCAUUUCUGAUCCAGCACGGCAGUAUGAAAUUGCUAGAAACGUUCAUGCUAUCCACCAUGGCGGAAUCAACAAGACGACCGCAACGAUUGCGGAAAAGUUCCACUGGAGCCGCAUCAAGGAGACUGUGAGCGACGUGAUUCGCGCCUGUGUGGAGUGCAAAGAACUGGGCAAGACGCCAAAUCCAGGCGGAAACCGCAAGAAUGGAAGCGCCAGCACACCAACCAGCUCAACUGUGUCCGCCGGUCUCAACGGAAACGAGACGCAACGUCAAGCACAGUCUCCGAUCCAACAGCAAGACGACGAUGUCAACUCUGGACGUGUUCUGACCCUGCAGCAGAACCACGCCGGCCUCAUGGAAGCAUUAUCCCAGCCUGACUCGUCCUCUAGUCCGAGCGCAUACGCCAAUCCCAGUGAUAUCUCCGUCCUAGCUACAACGCAUCAAAACAACCAAAUACUACACGACCCUCACAGUCACGCCCAACAUCCCCACCACAACGAACACCAUAACCCCCAUCACCACCAACAUCACCAUCAUAACCCCAUGCUUCAGGACCAGCCUGCUUCCCACGAAACAUACCAGCCCAUCGAUCCCCAAAUCAUCAAUCACCACGACCACCAGCAUCCUUCUUCGACACAAGACGACAUACCGUUUGAUCAUUACCAUCCCCACGCGGACUUCCAGGCACUCCUCAACGCGACGGAGGAUGUUGUUCCAGGACAGGAUUCUGAUGCGGCUGCCGCGGAAGCUGCGGCGGCGGCGGCAGUGGACAGGGAUCUAGAAAUGCUGAUUGAACAUGACGAAGUGGAUUGUAAUGACGGUGCGAUGGAGGGCUUAGAGGAAGGGAGAAGAAUUGGGCAUAGGGACAGGCUUUACGACGUUGGGUUUGACGGGGGAUAG
Molecule: messenger RNA, 1761 nt
Organism: Pochonia chlamydosporia 170
Lineage: Eukaryota; Fungi; Ascomycota; Sordariomycetes; Hypocreales; Clavicipitaceae
Product: L-azetidine-2-carboxylic acid acetyltransferase
Exons: 1
Coding region: 1-1761 (586 amino acids)
Molecular function (GO): acyltransferase activity, transferring groups other than amino-acyl groups
Source: RefSeq, a predicted model, not a curated record